AUGAGCGUGCCCAAAUGAUAAAGCCAAGGGAGCAGAUUGUGGGAGUUGUUUUUAUCAUUACAAUUCUAUAUUCAUUUAACUAUUAUUCCUUGUAUUUGAGUCUGUUCAUAUAGGUUGUCUAACUGUUAGUACCAUGUACCCUAGAGAUGGCGGUAGAGCUGCAGAGGUUCCGAAUCUAUUGGAGUUUUUUUUUGUAACGGAAGACAGUCUUCCAUGAUACUUGUAACAGUACACACGGCUCACGAAUUCAAUGCAAUAUACUCAUAUAUUUUAUCUCUAAACUGAUUGAAGAUUAUUAGUCAUUCCCUACAAUCGAUCCAACAUUCUUCCUCUUUUCCAAAUUAUAAUAGUAUUUGUUUUAUAAAUUAUGCAUGCAUAUAAUUAUCUUUUAACAGAAAAUACAUUUAUAAUACAAAACCAAGAAAUUAUUCCACUACAUGAUUAUGUACAUUUACAAAAAGGAGUGCGCAAUAAUUUACUAACAAAAGAUUUACUUAUAAAAAAUAAAGACUGUGAAGAGUUUGCAUCUUGGAAUGACAUUAUUAUAGCAUACGAAAUGGAUAAAUAUUCAUUUUUUAAACAACGACAGUUGCCAAAAUUAACUGAUAAACAUGUAUUUCCAGAAUUAAUUCCAAAAAUGAAGGUUAAAUAUGCUACUCAAGUGCUUAGUCAUACAUUAGCAAAUUUUAUAGAUGUUGUAAUGACUUUAAAUCAAGGUAUUAUGAACACAACAAAAUGCCAAAUGCAAUUACCGCAAAGUGCAACUGGAAAAAUAAUUUUAUUUUUCGAUGAACUCUUUGAUUCUUUCAACGGACAAAAGGAAUAAGGACUAACAAGUAUUAUAAGUGCAACGAGCAAUCAUAUAGUGUUUUGGAAAAAGGCACAGGACAAACUUCGCCGAAUGAAAUACGUGGACAAAAUUACUCAUAAACCUUUACGACGUAAUAAUCCAAAAUGUCUCACUAAUUGGAUUUGGACUAUACAAGGCAGCAAAUAUUUGUGGGAUGUACUUCAAAAAAGUGGCUUUGAACCAUUUAAUUUAAAAAAUAUCAAUCAGGAUCCUAUUGAAAAUUAUUUUAGUCAAGUAAGAGACUUUGGACAUAGAAAUAAUAAUCCAUCACCAUAUUAAUUUUAUGCCUGUUUUACAACUCUUAUUGCAUCAAAUUUGACAUCAAGGCAUUC
This is a messenger RNA of Wasmannia auropunctata (little fire ant), 1182 nucleotides long. RefSeq lists its product as uncharacterized. The transcript is spliced from 2 exons. Bases 368 to 826 code for a protein of 152 amino acids. Lineage: Eukaryota; Metazoa; Arthropoda; Insecta; Hymenoptera; Formicidae. The record is from RefSeq and is a predicted model, not a curated record.